AUGGAUGGCAAGCCCAACCGAGUUCUGGCAUGUUUUUCUUCACAAUCGGGUACAUCGGAGAGUUUAGCUGAGCGCUUUUGCAAUGAUCUCAACUGGAAGACGGAAGACUUCAAUCUUUCGAUCGUACGAAACACGGGGGAUUUUGAAGAACCAGAAGCACUGAAGAAGCUUGAAGAAUACGAAAUUGUUAUUUUUUUCAUUAGUUCGUAUGGAGAGGGUGAACCUUGUGAUGAUGGUGUGAAAUUUUUCCAGACUCUAAAGCGGUGGGGAACAAAGCUGAAACAAUACAGUCUCUUUGGAUGCGGGAAUACGUAUUACGACAAGUAUCAGGCUGCAGCUAUUGAGCUGAAGCAGCUAAUGGAGUCAAACGGGUGCACGCUAGUCGGGGAAUUUGGCCAAGGCAACGAGGCCAACAACAGUGUUUUGGACGACUACGACGCGUGGAGCUUUGACUAUCAACCUGUGAUCUCUCGUCUUCUGAAUGUACCCCUCAAAGAAAGAACAGAGUAUGUCCCUCUGUACCGAAUUUUAAAGCCAGAUGAAAUGAACAUGCAGGCAUCGAUUACUGAGAGGCACCCGUACCAGGAGAUGAAACCUUUUGUGAGCGACAUCGACUUGGCAAGCGUGAGGAAAUACGGUUCAAACUAUGUGCAUUUUGAUCUCGAGCUUCACCAGGAAAAGAGCAGGCUGAAAUACCAAGCGGGGGACCAUGUCGGAAUCUAUCCGAAAAACUCGAGGGGCGAUGUUGAUGAGAUGCUGCAUAUUUUGGGGCUCGACGAGAAGGCUGAUCCGUUCAUUGCUGUUCCAUUCGAACGAUUGGGCACGUCGGGAUGGCGUGGAAAAGUGUUCCCGUCCUACAGAGAAUUUUUCACCCACAAUGUGGAGAUCAACGGAGCUCUCUCCCGGAAGCUUGUGCAGGAUUUGAUGAGCUAUUUCAUUAGAGAGUCUGCAACGGAGCUCCGGGCGGAGCUGGGAAUGCUAAUUGCAUCGCAAGAGGUGUUCCGACAGAAGGUUUUGGACCGGAGACUGACGCUGGUGAAGUUUUUCCAGAAGUUCGGAAUCACCAGGGGCACGCACUACGACACGAUACCGGUAUCCUUUGUCUUGGAAUACCUGGGUCCGCUGAAGCCAAGACUGUUUUCCAUCUCGAGUAGCGAGUGUGUCCAGCCGGACCGGGUGGGGGUGAUGCUGAAGCUGGUGAAGGAUGCCGGCAGCGGCUUUGACGGGGUCUGCUCAAGGACGAUCGAGGAGAUUAUCGGUGGUCGAGACCGGGACGGCGCUGCCGCUGGGAACGCUGCCGCUGCGGACAUCGCCGGUGCCAACCGGUUGCCGAUCUACGUGAAAAGGUCCAAGUUCAAGCUACCCAGCACCCUCGCGAGACCCAUGCUCUUUGUGGGUGCUGGCAGCGGCAUGGCGCCCUUCCGGGGGUUCCUCCAGGAGAUCUGUGCGCAGCCCCACAAGCUGAAGCAGGUGACCCAGAUCGUCGUCUACUUUGGACUCCGCAGUCUCACGGACGAGCACUACCUUUACCGGGACUCCUUCGACGAGUUCCGCCGUGUCCUCGGCGACAGACUCGUGUUGCGUCUGGCCGUCUCCGGCGGCGCCUCCACCAGCCCCGACGGCAUCCGCACCAAAAAGUACGUGCAGGACCUUCUCCGGGAGGACGCCGUCGCCGUGGUGGACCAGCUCGUCGGCCGCAACGGCCACGUCUACGUCUGCGGCGACGCCGGCGGCCUGAGCCACGGCGUGCGCAAGGUGCUUGUCGACGUCCUCGGGCAGGCCCGUGGCAGUCUCAAGAGCGGCGACCAGUAUGUGCAGUACAUGCAGAGCAUGGGCCGGUACCGGGAGGACGUGUGGUAA
Molecule: messenger RNA, 1860 nt
Organism: Pichia membranifaciens NRRL Y-2026
Lineage: Eukaryota; Fungi; Ascomycota; Pichiomycetes; Pichiales; Pichiaceae
Exons: 1
Coding region: 1-1860 (619 amino acids)
Cellular component (GO): cytosol
Molecular function (GO): FMN binding; NADPH-hemoprotein reductase activity; flavin adenine dinucleotide binding
Source: RefSeq, a predicted model, not a curated record